Molecule: messenger RNA, 1953 nt
Organism: Schistocerca nitens (vagrant locust)
Lineage: Eukaryota; Metazoa; Arthropoda; Insecta; Orthoptera; Acrididae
Exons: 5
Coding region: 66-590 (174 amino acids)
Source: RefSeq, a predicted model, not a curated record
AUGUGUUAUGCAAACACGGAAAAGUUAGUUCCAUCUGCAGCUUCGUGCAGUCACCUCGUGAAAAGAUGACUUAUCCGUGCAUUGUGAAUGUGUUGACGGUGUUUUUUAUUUUAGCAUCAGUCUACGGUGAUGACUGCUUUGAUUGUGUCCAGAAAGGUGACUUCAAGCAUGGGGUGUCAUCAAUGACAGAUUCAAAUGAACACCCAGUAUAUAGGAAGCGGCAUUUUUUUAUUAUAAUACCAAUUGGCCUUUUUGUGGUACUUUGUAAAUGGUGUCUGUACUGUUGCUGCAAGCGCCAAAGAAGAGGAAUACCAUAUGGGAAUGUGGAGGAAGUAACAGUCACUGUUACACCAGAAACAAGACAGCCAUCAACAAGUGGAAGCUUGACACAUCCUCAGAACUUCCAGCAGCAGCAGCAGCAGCAGCCACAGCCAUUGCCAGGGUCCCUCUAUAAUGCAUUUCAGCCUAUACCACUACCACCUCCGCCACUAAAAAAUGUUUCAUCAACUCAACCUGCAGGUGAAGAUCAACCGCCACCAUAUAGUGAAGCAUGUGGCAUGCAACUUCCAAACAAACCAUUUUAUAAAUAAUAAAUUAUUAACUUGCAAGUUUAAUUUACAUAGGUAUUGUUGGUAUGUUGUUUGAAGGGAGAACAUUUUCAUACGUUGUGCCAUUCAUUGAAGUGACCAGUAUUAGGUUUUUAUUUGUGUAUCACAUAAUUAAAAAGGUACCUAUGCAGAGUAACCACAGUAUUCCAAUUAAGAAAAAUUCUGUGUUUUACCUGGUUCACAUUGCAGUGCUGUUCUAGGAUAGUAAUCUAACUGCUGUAGGAACAACAUUAUGCACAACCCGAAAUAUUCCACAUCUGCAAAUACAAUUACAUAGACAAAUAUUUUUACAUGAAAUUAGCCUACCCAAAAUACUACACUUACCACCAAAAAUAGUAUUUGAUAAUUUAGUCAACGUGCACAAUAUUCUAGGCCAUGCCUAUGCCAGCCCUGCUUCCAUUCCUGUACUACCUGAGUCAUUUUCCUGUGAAUGACUUACAUGAGAGACUUCUUCCAUACAUACAUCUGCUGCCUCAUAAUGUAGUCCAGCUACAGGUAUUUCCUACCAUAUAAAGAGUAUAUACAAGUAGCCAGGUCAUUUAUGAGAUCAGUAUUUUUAAACUUGUUCCAGCAUUACAUGUAAGGCUGACAACCAGCUGCCUGCCUCCAUAACUCGCCACCACCAAAUUGUGGCUAAUUGUAAACACAGCCACCCACUUGAUGAAUCUACUGCCCACCACAACAUCAAUUACUGCAUUACCACACCAUUUGGAUCCCCUACAUACAUUACCAGCUCCUCUGAAGUGAACAGUCGAGAACAGUCUCUCCAGCAUAUCCUCUGUUACUGAAUUUUUCCUCUUUUCUUUCUGUACACCACUCUCCUGUUCCUCUAAAUUUUAUAUUUAAAUUUCUCUACUCACUCCCCCCUCCCCACUCCCUGUUAAUGUUCAGUGAACAUCCCUUUUUCUGUCCCCACUUUGGUACAGUAGCUCCUUGCUAAUCUGUCCUCCACACGUCCGGGAGCAUGGUCAGAAUGCAGAAAAAGAAGGUUGGAUCUGACCCAUUACAUCACAGUACUGCACGAUUUUAAUUUUCGACUGGGAAUACUGUCUGAAAUAUUGUUCUGUGUUGAAAUAGUAACAAAACUAAAGGAAAAUGUUGACACACUAAAAAAUCUUACAUGAAAGUGUAAUGUAUAUUAUUGCCAGUACUGUAAAAUAUGCCUGUAUUGUACAGUUAGAUAUUGAUACUGUGAGCAAAAGUGUAACUUCUGUAGAUACUUUAUUACCAUACUACAUUGAGACAACUGAUUUAAACUGAACUGUAUACAAUAUGAAAAAUCACACAGUAAAAGGUGUUCUAUUCUUAAGCAGGAUGAAAAAAAAGUCUAAAAUGUUGUUUUGCU